AUGGCUCAAGUGUCCCCAAUGACCGGCGGAGACGACGACACCACUAGCUAUGUCAAGAACUCCACUUUUCAGAGAGACGGGCUGAACGCGGCCAAGGAAGCCAUCAGGGAGGCCCUCACUGAAACGCUGGACCUAAAGACACUCUUAUCGGGCUCGACCACCUUCACCAUAGCGGAUCUUGGCUGCGCGGCCGGGCCCAACACCCUCCUUGCCAUCCAGGCAAUAAUCGAGAUCAUUGGCCUCAUGAACCGUUCCCAAGGAGCCCUUGACCCGGAUAAACUCGAGUUCAAAGCCCUCCUCAACGACCUCCCGGCCAACGACUUCAACACCCUCUUCUCGACCCUCCCCGAGUUGGAAUCGUGCUACGUGGCGGGCGUGCCGGGCUCGUUCUACGGGCGGCUGUUCCCCCGAUCGUCGGUACACGUGGCGUACACGUCAUCCUCGCUCCACUGGCUGUCCGGGCCACCGGCGGAGCUUCGGGAAAGGGGCGGGCCAGCGUGGAACCCGGGCAGGAUACACUACACGUGGAGCGAUGACGAGGCGGUGGUGAGAGCGUACGAGAGGCAGUACGAGGAGGACAUGGGAGUUUUCUUGAAGGCCAGAGGCGAUGAGGUGGCCGCCGGAGGGGCGGUGGUCAUUAUUAUGCCUGGGGUUCCCGACCGGCGGACCCCGCAUGAUGUUGGUAUAGCGAUUACUUUUCUUGGCUCCAUUCUCAUGGACAUGGUCAACGAGGGACUACUAGACCAGGAUCUUGUGGAUACGUUCAAUUUCCCUCACAUGUAUCCUUCGGUUGAGCAAAUGACAUGGCUAGUGGAGAAAAACGGUUGUUUCGAUGUUAUGAAAAUAGAACUAAGGAAUGCGAGGCCGGACCUCAAAGCUCCUAUAGACAUGGAGAGCGCCGUAAGGCACUUGAGGGCGUUCACUCAAGGAAGCAUUGGCGCUCACUUUGGGAGUGAGAUAGUCCAUCAGCUUUUUGAACGAGCCUUCAAUCGAAAAACAGACUUGGCUCAGAUGUUGCUCUCCUCUGGCAUCGAGAUUGGAGCUCAACUCUUUGCAGUUCUCAAGCGCAAGUGA
Striga hermonthica is the source of this 1074-nucleotide messenger RNA. The record is from the annotation of a GenBank genome assembly. Lineage: Eukaryota; Viridiplantae; Streptophyta; Magnoliopsida; Lamiales; Orobanchaceae.